Molecule: messenger RNA, 2657 nt
Organism: Cynoglossus semilaevis (tongue sole)
Lineage: Eukaryota; Metazoa; Chordata; Actinopteri; Pleuronectiformes; Cynoglossidae
Product: zinc finger protein 276-like
Exons: 9
Coding region: 598-2235 (545 amino acids)
Biological process (GO): regulation of transcription by RNA polymerase II
Cellular component (GO): nucleus
Molecular function (GO): transcription coregulator activity
Source: RefSeq, a predicted model, not a curated record
GCAACUUAUCAAUAGAAAUGUUUGUCACCAGACAGUCUCACCUAAAUCUUACAGCUUCCAACGUUUUAUAUUGUCUAAAUUAUUUUUUUAAAGUUAAAUUUUUUACACUGGAAUUGCAUUUUUUUCUAUUUUUGUUGUUUGUUUUUCAUGUAAAGUAGAUUUUUACCUUGCCUUUCUACACAAAAAUGCCAUAAAUGUCUGAUUUGAUAGACAUCAUUAUUUCCAGUUGCUAUUCUAAAUUAUAUUUACAUAGUAUGGGAGCCGGUUGGGCCAAACGUGUUUUCACGAAUGUGUUCUGCAGCUAUUGUUCUUAAAGGAGACGCACCUUUAACGGACCUUGUCUCUGCCAAGUAAACGUGAGACUUACUAUAGCUUUAAGAGGCUACGACCAGUUAGUGGUUGCAAAAUAUCUUUAGUACAUUUUUUUACCUUAAAAUGUAGACACUAUCUAUAAACGUGUGUUGACGCGGAAGUUAUUUGCCUUAGCAGGCUAACAAUAGUUCCAUCCAGGUGGUAAUCUUGGUUUUAUCGUUUUAUAAUAUCAGGAAGAAUCGGUAUAAAAUUCAGCGGGGGGUGUGUCAGGUUAGCGGCUUCGACAUGGAGUCGGAUCAAAACCAGGUUUUAGUCUCUGCAACCAGAGCAGACGGGGACUCGGCGGAGGCCGCGGACACAUCCGCGGACUCAACUAACUGGACCGCUGACAGAAGUGGGAACAAUGGGAGCAUGGAACCUGCCCUGGACUCUCGCUCAUGCACCGUAGCUUACCAGCGUGUUUUAAGAGCCAGGGUAGCUAAAGCUGAAGUACCUAAGGACACCGAGAAUGCUACCCGCAGGGAAAGACCUGCAGGUCUGCCUGCUGUACGCAGAAGAGCUGCAGUGUCACGCUCCAGAAACGCACCUGUCACGCAAGGCCUUGAUGGACGUUUUACACUCCGCAAACUAGAGGCAAAGACGGAGGCUUCAGCAUGUGGAGAUGAAACAACAGCUCUGGAAGGAGAAAGCAAAAGCAAAAAAUGGAAUGAAUGUGCGAUGCAGCCUAUGGAAGACACAAAAGAGGAUUCUGAGAACGAUGAUGACGAAUCAUCCAGCACUGCUGCACAGAUGCAGGAUAAUGCUGCUGAUCUGCCUGAGUCAGUCAAGAAGAAAGGAAGACGGGGCAAAGGUGACAAAACGUCUGGAGACCCUAAACGAAGGAAAAAGCCGGCCGUGCAGUAUGUGCGCUGUGAGCUGGAGGGCUGUGGCGUUCUCUUCUCUUGUCCACGCUACUUAAAGCACCAUGUGAAGUACCAGCACUUGCUAAAAAAGAACUUUGUGUGCAAUGAACCGAGAUGUGGGCGAAUGUUUCGUCACCAGGAGCAGCUCUUGCGUCAUGCCAGGCGCCACAGUGAUCAAAGGGACUACAUCUGUGAGCAUUGUUCUCGGGCCUUUAAAAGCCCCCACAAUCUUGCUGUACAUAAAAUGAUUCACACGGGGGAGAAGCCCAUACAGUGUGAAAUCUGCGGCUACACCUGUCGACAGAGAUCCUCCCUGACCUGGCACAUGAAGAAGCAUGAUGCAGAAGCCUCUUACCAGUUUUCCUGCUCAAUUUGUGGCAAAAAAUUUGAGAAACAAUACUCUGUCAUCUCCCACAAGGCCAAGAGACACCCUGAGGUACUCAAAGCUAAAGAUGUAGCAGCUAAAGGGCUCUCAGCGAUAAGCAGUCUCACCCCAACCCCAGAGAAAGCCCCUGAUCCCCCCAAUCCUCAACAGGCUUCUGUCAGUCAAGAGGAAAAGGAAGCAUCAAGUGACAAACUUGAACCAUUGCAGCAGACGGAUGUACCUCAAGGAUUAAUUCUCACUCUGCAAACACAACCUGUUUUGCAGGUCUGGCAUCUUACCCCUUUCCCCCAACUUGACCUCUCCACUGCCAAUCAGCAGCAGUUCAUCCAACUCCCUGUCAACGCCAGCAGUCCAUCUGGGACUGCGGCCAACUUCGACAACACCUUCCCUACCAUAAGCUCAGUCACCUCCCUGGCUUCCCCACACACUGUGCAGUGGGAUGGAAAGAAGGAAGAAAGUGAUGGGGAGCAGGGAGAGGGAGAGCUGUGGGAGAAGGUGGUUGUGGGUGAGACACAUCAGGACGUUGGUAAAACGAAGUGGGAGACCAGUGGGGAGCUUAAUGUGAAGGAAGAGAAGAUUGAAUGGGAGCAAGAAGAAGAGAAACCAGUCGUGUUACAGGGUGGCAACCUUCAAUAAUUAAAUUAUUUUUUAUUUUAUAACUUCACUUUGUACAUGCUUUUAUUUUUAUAACCUCUGUAUAAUAGAUUAUAAAAAGGCAGAAAUAACAGUAUUUGUUUCUUGUUGAUGAUAUUGUCUAAAUCAGAGUUUUCCAACCUUUUUUUGGGCAACGGCAUAUACUAUCAUCAGGAAAAAACCCACGACACACCAACAAACAAAAAUCUCACAAAAAGUAUAUCUAAGUAAAUAUAAUAAUCUUCUAGUUUAAAUGAUCUCAUAAUAGACUAUAAUUGACUGAUUAUUUUAUUUUAGUUUUUAGGUUCUGCCACUUAGCAGAAGAGGAUUCAAUUGAUCUGCCUGUCAUGCAUUGAUGAACAAAGAAAGAAUAUUUGCAAUAAAUAAAUAAUAGUUUUGGGACCAAUUAAGUGACAUUGGCUAAU